AUGACAUGUUUCACCAUGACACUACGAGGCCAAUACACCGCCCGUCGCUUCCCAGAGAGCGCAAUGAUCCACCUCAUCAUAGAAUCAUCCAGCGAGUCCGAAGAAACCGUCUCUCGAGAAGUCAUCUCGACCUGCAACAGCCUCCGCAAAAUCCUAGAAGCCCUCUGUCUACGAGAAGAAAACGGAGCCGUAAAACCCGAAGCUGCAGUAUCGAGCAUCUCUGCCAGCCACAUCCACGUCGCAUCCAAGGACCCCAAUGCAAACAAUUCAACAAAAGACCCCAAAGAUAGACCCCUCGUGCACAACGCCACAAUCACAUUCUACGCCGUCUUCUGUGACUUUAACGAGAUGCACAAGUUCAUAUAUCGCAACGCGAGACUAAAUAAUGUUUCCUGGUACCUCACCGAUGCUACUAAUCACGAGGUCGGUGCGCAGGCGCGGAAGGGGGCUUUGCUCGAUGCUGUUAUGAAGUAA
Molecule: messenger RNA, 474 nt
Organism: Penicillium crustosum
Lineage: Eukaryota; Fungi; Ascomycota; Eurotiomycetes; Eurotiales; Aspergillaceae
Exons: 2
Coding region: 1-474 (157 amino acids)
Source: RefSeq, a predicted model, not a curated record